CUUCAUCAAGAAACAAUGACAAUAGGUUCUGAAGCUUCCAAGAGCUUGAACGAAAACACAAAGUUCUUGGAUAGUAUUUUUGAAGGAGUGGAUCCCUUGUCACAAACUUCAUAUGUUCAUCCGCCACCAAAGAUAGAAGAAAUCAAUAAUGAAAUAAGCGAAGAAUUGCUUACCCCUUCUAAUAAAUUGUCUUGGGACUUAUUAGACUUGGUUCAAUCUUUGCCUACAGUCAACAAAGAUAAGAUCUUCGAACAACUAUUGAUAAACCCAAAGCCCAUCAAUCGUACCUCUAUACGUUUUAAAAGGUCUGGUUUAUCAGGAAAGAUUGAUGGAUACAAGGAAGAGUUCAAGCUUGACCUGGUCGAUAACGCUACAUCUGGGAAUUCUUUAUCAUUGAACAGAAAAUUCGGAUCCAAGAGUGAUGCUUUGAGAGGUAAGUCAACAUAUCUUCCUUUUCAACCAGGAGGAUUGCUUAAUCAAGGCAAAGUGGAAGCAACAACAGCAGAUAAAAAGGAUACUUCUUUCUUACACAGAAGUGAAAUGGGACUUUACGAUAUGCCUCAAGGUUUAUCCAGAGGCCUUGAAUUAGUAGCUGAGUCAGAUUCCAAAACUGAGGAUAUUAUAAAUUUAGAUCAGCAUGGAGAAGAAGUAGAUCAAGAUAAUGCGCAAGAUAAUGAAUUGAAUAAUACCAAUCCUAUUAACAAUGAUCAAAUAACUGCAUCUGAACAACCAUCAAAGAGAGGUAAGGAUGUACCCUUUGAGUCAAACGAAAUAGAUGGAAUUGUUCCAAUUGACUAUUUGAUGGUAAAAAAUAACUUAGCCCAAGCUACAGAAAUCAAAAAAAACUGGGCUCAUGUUGUUGAUUUAGACCAUAAAUUAGAAAACUUUCAUGAAGUUGUCCCAAAUAUGGCUAGAGAAUGGCCAUUCGAACUAGAUACUUUUCAACAAGAAGCGAUCUAUCAUUUGGAACAAGGUGAUUCAGUUUUCGUUGCUGCUCACACAUCUGCAGGUAAAACAGUCGUGGCAGAAUAUGCAAUUGCAAUGGCUACAAGAAAUAUGACUAAGGCUAUCUAUACUUCACCCAUUAAAGCAUUAUCUAACCAAAAAUUUAGAGACUUUAAAGAAACGUUUAAAGAUAUUGAUGUUGGUUUGAUUACAGGUGAUGUUCAAAUAAAUCCAGAAGCAAAUUGUUUAAUUAUGACAACGGAAAUCUUAAGGUCUAUGUUAUAUAAAGGUGCUGAUCUUAUUAGAGAUGUGGAGUUCGUAAUUUUCGAUGAGGUUCAUUAUGUUAAUGAUAUUGAUCGUGGUGUCGUAUGGGAAGAAGUAAUCAUUAUGUUGCCAGAGCAUGUAAAAUAUAUUCUAUUAUCAGCAACAGUCCCAAAUACCUUUGAGUUUGCAAAUUGGGUGGGUAGGACUAAGCAGAAAGAUAUGUACGUUAUUUCAACUCCCAAAAGGCCUGUUCCUCUUGAAAUUUCUAUCUGGGCUAAAAAUGAUUUAUAUAAAGUAAUUGACUCUAAGAGACAAUUCUUAGAAGCUAAUUUCAAGAAACACAGAGAAGUCCUUGAUGUUGGUAAAAAGGAAGCUCCAAACGUAGUCAUGGGUUCAGGCUCUCGUGGUGGACCAGGGGGUACUGCUAGAGGUGGUAACAGAGCUCGUGGUGGAAGAGGAAGCCGUGGAGGUGGACGUGGAGGUGGACGUGGAGGUGGAAACUUCAGUGGUAGAAGUGGCCCUAAUAAGAAUACCUGGCUUCACUUGGUACAGUAUUUACAAAGACAAAAAUUACUUCCUGCAGUUAUAUUCGUUUUCUCUAAAAAGAGAUGUGAAGAGUAUGCUGAUACAUUAAGAAGUGUUGAUUUCUGUACAGCCAAAGAAAAAUCAGAAAUUCAUAUGUUCAUUGAUAGAGCUGUGUCUCGUUUGAAAAAGGAAGACCGUGAAUUACCCCAGAUUCUCAAGGUAAGAGAAAUGCUUAGUCGAGGCGUUGCAGUCCAUCAUGGUGGUUUACUACCAAUUGUAAAAGAAUGUAUUGAAAUAUUAUUUGCCAAAACUUUGGUCAAAGUUUUAUUUGCAACUGAAACUUUUGCCAUGGGUUUGAACUUACCAACUAGAACUGUUGUUUUCAAUGAGUUGAGAAAACAUGAUGGUAGAGGUUUCAGGAACUUACUUCCUGGUGAAUUCACCCAAAUGUCAGGGAGAGCAGGUAGAAGAGGUUUGGAUGCAACUGGUACUGUUAUAGUAAUGACAUUCAAAGAUCCGCUUUCACCUGCAGAUUUCAAAGAAGUAACUUUAGGAACACCAACAAAAUUGCAGUCACAAUUCAGAUUGACAUAUAAUAUGAUUUUGAAUCUUUUAAGAAUUGAAGCACUUAGAGUUGAAGAAAUGAUCAAGCAUUCUUUUAGUGAAAAUUCUACACAAACAUUGUUGCCUGAACAUCAAAAGAAAGUUGAAUCUCUUUCGGAAGAACUAAAGAUUGUAAACCAAGAAGAUGAAAAAUACGGAGAUUUAACUGCAACCCGUGGUGUUUUUGAAGCACUCAGGGAAUAUGAGACAGCUUAUUCAGACUUGGUCCAAGAUAUAUUGGGUCUUGCAGCUAGUAGACAGACGAUAUUCAAAUUAGGUCGUCUCAUUGUUUUCAGAGCUGCAGACGGUGUCCUCAGAUUUGGUUUUUAUGUCAAGGCUGAUAUGACUGCUAAAACUUUACUCUUACUUACUUUUGACCAUGGUGCAGAGUAUGAAAAGCAUAGUAAAGAAUUUCAAUUACCUUACGUGCCAUAUAAACCUUACUUACAAAAGAGUAUGAAAUUAAUCAAGUUCAGGGGCAACUUAAAAGUUGAAGCUGUUCCAUAUAAUAAGAUCAACUUCAUCAGUAGAUACUCAUUAAAAGCUCGCAUACAAGGAAUCUUACAGGAUAACAAAGAAUCUGUAAAUGAAGCAAUUGAACAAAUAAAAGUGGUGAUUAGAUUCCAGAGUAAGUUAGAGGAAGUUGGCUUUAACCAAACAAUCCUGGUUUCCUUGCAUGAGAUUUUAGAAAAGAAAAAAGGCUUAAUAGAAAUUUUGAAAGCAUCCGAUGCUUAUUUGCAGCCUAAUUUUGAAGAGCAGUACUUGCAUUUGCAUAAACAAAAUGAUUUGAAACAAAAUAUUGAGGCAUUGCAGUCGUUGAUGUCUGAUGAGAACUUGGAAUUAUUACCUGAUUAUGAACAGCGUCUUGCAGUAUUACAUUCAUUAGGAUUCAUCGAUGAAAAUCAAAAUGUUGUUUUGAAAGGUAGGGUAGCUUGUGAGAUUAACUCUGGAUGGGAAUUGGUUUUGACGGAACUAGUCUUGGAUAACUUCUUGGGUGAUUUUGAACCAGAAGAAAUUGUUGCUUUAUUGUCUUGUUUUGUUUACGAGGGUAGAACGAACGAUGAAGAAGCACCGCUCUUGACUCCACGUUUGGAAAAGGGUAAAGCCGAAAUCCUGAAAAUUACUGAAAGACUUAUGCGUGUUUAUGCCAAUCACCAAGUUAUACUUACAUCAGAAGAACAGGAAUUCUUAGAAAGGAAGCGGUUUGCAUUGGUAAAUGUUGUAUAUGAGUGGGCUAGAGGUUUAUCAUUCAAUGAAAUCAUGCAAAUAAGUCCGGAAGCUGAAGGUACCAUCGUGAGAGUUAUUACAAGAUUGGAUGAAAUAUGUCGUGAGGUUAGAAACGCUGCUUUAAUUGUCGGUGAUUCACAAUUACAUUCUAAGAUGGGUGAAGCACAAGAAAGAAUUAAAAGAGAUAUUGUAUUUUGUGCAUCUCUAUACUUGUAGAGUUAUAUAAAUAUCAUUAAAAUAGAAGAUAAUAU
Molecule: messenger RNA, 3815 nt
Organism: Hyphopichia burtonii NRRL Y-1933
Lineage: Eukaryota; Fungi; Ascomycota; Pichiomycetes; Serinales; Debaryomycetaceae
Gene: SKI2
Product: SKI complex RNA helicase subunit
Exons: 1
Coding region: 16-3780 (1254 amino acids)
Biological process (GO): nuclear-transcribed mRNA catabolic process, 3'-5' exonucleolytic nonsense-mediated decay
Cellular component (GO): Ski complex
Molecular function (GO): RNA helicase activity; RNA binding; ATP binding
Source: RefSeq, a predicted model, not a curated record